AUGUUGCAAAGUCCGUUCACCUGGGCCGCGAACAAGGUGGUGCAGCUCCUCUUUCCCGUCGACACCAGCCCGCGCCCGCAUUCGACGUGGGACGAGCUGGAACCGGCACAGCCGCUCGACGAUCAUGGUUGGCGCAAUCGAGACGAAGCAAGGCGAUACCAGCGUGACACGCGUCUGCCUCACGAUGGGUUCAAACCGAGAUACUUGCCUCUCCUGCAUCGACCGCGACACAACCUCGAAGCGCAGCAACUGUACAAUCACAUCCGCACCACGGCGUGGUAUCUUGACUCACUUCCGAUCUUGGGAUCCGGCUUGCCUUUCAACAUUGGCAUCGAAUCGAUCAUCGGUCUCGUGCCUGGCGUUGGCGACUCUAUCGGUCUCAUCCUGGGCCUCUACCAAAUUCUAAUGUGCUCGCUGUUCGGCCUACCGGUGUCGGUGCUGCUGUGGAUGCUCUUCAACAUCGUCAUCGACUGUCUGUUGGGAAUUGUGCCCGUCAUCGGCGACGCUCUCGACGUUCUCUUCAAGGCCAACAUGCGGAAUCUUCGACUGUUGGAAGACCACUUGCACCAGUCCGGAGGCAAGUGCGGAGCGGGCGUCUUCUACAUCGAGUUUCCACCAAGCGACAAGUUCCUGCCGAAGAAAGAAGAUUUGCAACCAGCCCCGCCUUCGCAUGCCCCUGUCGUGUAUCCUCGGCCUGGCGUCCCAGGGGUCGCACCGAUGAAGCACGCAAGCACAUAUUAUCUCAGCCUUCCGUCGUCGCUGGCAGCAGAUCAAGCCCCCGAUGGACUUGCAUUUUCUGACGACGAUGCAGCAGAUCGCUCUCGGACCGCUCAGGAGUUGCCAGCAAAGGCAGACGCGCUCAGACUGGCCAGUGCGGAGGCGUACACAAUCCCAGACCAGCCAAGCAAGGCCGUCCCAUCUCUGCCUCAAGCGCAUCCGAACGGGAACGUCAUUCACGGCUCCUCUGAUCACAAGUCGAAUCCAGCCAACGGUACGUCGACAGCCACUCCUGCUCAGCACAGCCUCAUACCUGAUCGCAGGGAGACCUCUGCCGCAAUGCAGGCGUCCGAUAAGUUGAAAGGCUCCAGUGCGCCUCCGAAGCCAACGCACAACAGCGCCGAUGUAGCUUCGGCGGCAGACGACGGACGACCGCGCGUCUCUUGGCACGAAACGACGAGAAACAGCUUCUCGACCAUGACGAGAGCCGACAGCAAGCGUCUGCGUCCCGACCUGACGCCCGAGGCCGAUGACGACUUGGACGAAGACUUCGAGGAUCAGCAUCUGCUGAAAGGAACGUCGUCGGAGAGGGAACGUGAGGUGGAGAGUCCCCGGCAACUUUGGCGAAAGCGUCGCGGGCUGUACCUGCUGGUGUACUCGGCCAUCUUCUGCGUGGCCUACGUCACCUCACUGGACUCCAACACGGGCUACCUCUACCUCAACUUUGCCUGCAGCGAGUACGGCGCGCUCGCCUCCUUCAGCACGGUGGCAAUUGUGCAGCAAAUGGUGUUUGCCGUCGCCAAGCCGCCCAUCGCCAAACUGUCCGACGUGGUCGGGCGUCCGCAGGCGUAUGUGUUGUCGCUGGUCUUCUACGUGUGCGGCUACAUCAUUGUUGCGACGACGGGGUCGCUGCGAUCACUCAUCGGUGGCAUCUGCUUGCAGUCGGCAGGCACAACAGGCAUUCAAGUGCUCCAGUCGAUCAUCAUUGCCGACACGACGACAGCCAAAUGGCGCGGACUGGUGAUCGGCAUCGUCAAUCUGCCAUUUCUGAUCAACUUUGCGGUGGCCGGUCCGAUGGUGGACCUGGUCAUGCGUCACGGAGGCUGGCGAUUCGGGUUCGCCAUCUGGACUGUUGUGGUGCCUCUAGCAGCCACGCCUCUGCUUCUGACGCUGCUGGUGGGUCAACGUCGAGCUCGACGUGCGGGACUGGCCACGAGAAGCACGCUAACGGACAAGCCAUGGAGGCAGGCAGUGCGACAGCUGGCAACCGAGCUCGACUUGCUCGGAUUGCUGCUGUUCACAGGCGGCUGGCUGCUGAUCCUGCUGCCUCUGACUCUGGCUGGCCACGGCGAGCGACAUGCGACCGUGCCCACAACCGCUUUCAUCCUUGGCGGCGUGGGCCUGCUAGCCGUCUUUGGAUGGUGGGAGACGCGAGCCUCAGUGCCGAUUCUGCCGUAUCAAUUCCUGACCAAUACGGCGGUGGUGUGCACGUGCGUGGUGGGCGUGCUGGACUUUGCGUCGUUCUACAUCUCAUGGACCUUUCUCUCGAGCUUUGUGCAGAUCCUCAAGGGUUGGGAUCAAACCAAGACGGGCUAUUUCGCCACGACACAGAACGUGACGUCGACCAUCACAGGCAUCAUCGUCGGAUCGUUGAUGGCCAUGACGCGAAGGUACAAGGCGCUGCUGAUGAUUGGACUGGUGAUGCGACUGCUCGGAGCAACAUUGAUGAUCCGCUAUCGGACGGCGGACGACCCGACCUAUAUGCUGGUGCUUUGCCAGCUUCUUCAGGGAGUCGGCGGUGGCUCGAUUGCGAUUACGAUGCAGGUGGCAGUGCAGGUGACGGUACGACACGCAGACGUUGCCAUUGUGACGGCACUGGAGCUGCUGACGACCGAGAUCGGAGCAGCGAUUGGGUCUGCGACGGCUGGCUGGAUGUUUCAAACCUACCUCCCGACCAAAUUGGCAGCCAACCUGCCCAACAUGGACGCCGACGAGCUCAAGCUGGUGUACGGCAGCCUUCAGAAAGCGCUGAGCUACCCGCUGGGAUCGUACGAGCGUGAUGCGAUCAUCGAGUCGUGGGUCGAGGUGAUGCGCAUGCUCAGCAUCGUGGCGACCAUCACGCUGGUGCCUGCGGUUCUGUUCGGGCUGGCCAUUCCCGACACGAUGCUGCCGGAUGUGCACGGUGCUCCGAUCCGCAGUCACCAUCACCACAAUCACGGUCAUCACAACUCACGUCGAGGAGAACGGCGAAGCUCGAGGCGACGCCCGUCGUUCCUCUCCUCUGUUCAACCCUCGUCGCCACUCGAAAUCCGAGCGGGCCACUCGGACAUCACACUGGGGAUGGGGCUAGGUGUUGCCAACGACGACAAUGCCCACGUCAGCUUCCUGGCCGCGACUUCCGCGGCGGGCUCCAAGCGCAGUCGUUCAGUGUCGAGGAACCGCGCGAGUGAACGGGAUGACCUAGACGAGGCCAGUCUGGGACGCAACAAGCGUCGAGCCCGCCAAUCUGUGGUGCCCUGA
Molecule: messenger RNA, 3237 nt
Organism: Kalmanozyma brasiliensis GHG001
Lineage: Eukaryota; Fungi; Basidiomycota; Ustilaginomycetes; Ustilaginales
Product: Protein of unknown function DUF4112
Exons: 1
Coding region: 1-3237 (1078 amino acids)
Biological process (GO): transmembrane transport
Molecular function (GO): transmembrane transporter activity
Source: RefSeq, a predicted model, not a curated record